CCCGCCAUGCAGUGUCGAUGGGGAGAAUUAACUAGUUCAAGAAAUUCGCGUGGGAAUGGUUUGACGCAGACAAACUUUUCUUUUUAUUUGGAACCAGUUUAUUUUUCUUUUCGAAGUUCGAGUAAUGCGGAGAUUACGUCCGUUCGUUCGUAAUUAACUUAUAUUCUUUCGACCAUCCGCACGUCCGAUUAGCGUAGUCCGAAAGGCGUCGAGUGCUAGACCGAAGAAACAUGCACUCGUUAGAAAGCUCCGAAGCCAACGUGCCGGCAUUUCUCGCCAAGUUAUGGAAAUUAGUAGAAGAUUCGUCCUACGAUCAUUUGAUAAAAUGGGGGUCGGUGAGUGUCGUUCGUUUCGUCUUUAGAAAGUGAUGUCUGCUCUUCCCCUUCGACGUCCCGACUCUCGGUCCAGAUGCGGAACGACGUAAUUCCGAAUUGUUCCGCGUUUGCCGAGCGACGAGGGCGUCGAAAUUCGUAGUACCGACCGCUUCGACGUUACGUAACGGCGAGAACGCGUAUUUCCUGAAAGCGGUCGGAUCGCCUUUCGCGGAAGGAAUGUCGUCUGCCAGCCAGGCUGUGGGUUCCUCCUUUCGUCUCCCUCGCGUCUUUUCCCUUGCUUCCUUUUCUCCUUUGGCGUCGGUCUGCUUUUCCGAAGUUUGCUUUGUGGCUUGUUCCGGCUCCAGAAGUAAAAUGAAGUUCUUGCACUCUAAAUUGGGAUGGAAGCUGUUGUGUAAAAUUUGUGCGCUGGGGCAGAGAUCAUAAGCUUUCUGGACCAUCUGACGACCAACCGAGUUGCGAUAAUGGGAGACCUACGGGAAGUGCCAGGCGGAUGUACGGUACAUGAUUGAUAAUGUGAUGGAUCAGAAGCGUUGUUGAGGAGAGCUUUUAAAAACGUGACCCGGUAGUGAGAAGUUGAUAACACCAGUUAUAGAUUAUGAUAAAAUGUUAAGUAAACAAUGUUUUGGAAAAUAUAGCAAAAGAAACAAAAACUGAUGACUGAAAAUAGUUUCAUUAUUAAAGAUCAAGCAGAAUUUGCAAAAGAGCUUCUUCCUCUUUAUUUUAAGCAUAAUAAUAUGGCAAGUUUUGUACGACAGUUGAAUAUGUAUGGAUUUCGGAAAGUAACCAAUGUAACAAGGCCUAGUUUGAAGAAAGAAAGUGAUGAAAUAGAAUUUUACCAUCCAUGUUUUACAAAACAAAGAAAAGAACUACUUUCAUAUAUAAAAAGGAAAACAUCCUCUUCGAGUAUGAAAUCGGGAGAGACAAUCAGUAAUAGUUCUGGCACUAUUCAAGAUAUACUUGAUGAUGUGAAAGUACUUCAAGUUAGACAAGAAAGUGUCAAUUCCUUACUCUCGGCCAUGACACAAGAAAAUGAAGCAUUAUGGAGAGAAAUUGCCUUUCUUAGACAGAAGCAUGCAAAACAACAACAAAUAGUUGCUAAACUAAUCCAGUUUCUACUGACUAUAGUACAACCAACUUCCAACAGGAGAAAAAUUGUCAAAAGAAACUUGCCAUUGAUGAUUCAGGAAGGAAAAGUAGUUGAUGAUCAUCAAUUAGUAUCUCAGAAAAAGCAAAAGAGAGAUGAUAACUUACCAGAAAAACAGAGUCUUACUAUUCGAGAUGUCACUGAUCACUUAGACAAUGAAAAUCUAUUUUCUUCUCCGACAAAUGAAGCUUCUUGUUCUUCAUCAUCACAGACCAAAAAUGCUGAAAGUUCUCCUGUUGAAUUUGUAGAUGGUGCAAUGUCUUCAAUUUUUGAUACUAAUGUGAAUCCUACAGCAACAUUAGAAAAGUUAAAUAUAUUGGAACCACUACAGUCACCAGACGAUCUAAUCAAUCCAAAUCAAGUAGAUUCUCAACUUUUGGAAAUAUUGCAUCCAGAGACAUUGGUGACCGAAAAAACAAAUGCUGAUGACUCCAUUAAAAAGAUGCUGUCUGAGUCUCCCUUGGUGGCUUCUGGCGAUAAGCCAGUUGACAAUGUCAAAAUCGCAGACAGUCUUCCUUCUGAAACAAAAGUGGUGUCAAAUAUGAGUAAGGAGAUUGCCAAAAGUGAAGAAGUAGCUGCAUCAAGUUUAGAAUCUAUUCCUAAAAUAGAAAAUUUAUCAAAAAGUUCAUUUACAGAACAUCUUGAUCAUGUUGACAAUGAAUUAAAUUGGUUAUAUAAUCAACUCUCUGAAGAACAAAUAAACCUUGAUCCAUCAGAUUUGCUCUCACUGUUUGAUGCUGAUGACCAAGCUGCAGGAAAUGCCUGGACUUUGGAUCGUCUGCCCGAAUACCAGUCUGGAGACAUUCCAACAGGCAGCCAACCCACUUCUUGCCCUUCAUUGGAAGCAGAACUGUGGGAAGAUGAUUUUGUUCCAGAGGUGCUGUAGCUGAUCCUGGAUACUGGUGCUUUUUUCUAACAUCACACUGCUUUUCCCGGAUUUUUCUCCACCAAGAAGACUAGACUAUUGUCUGUGACAGUAGGAAGAGACAUUUCCACACCACUCUUACUGAUAGAUGAUAUCAAUUGUCAAUAAAAAACCUUUUUAUUUUAUUAA
Molecule: messenger RNA, 2533 nt
Organism: Centruroides sculpturatus (bark scorpion)
Lineage: Eukaryota; Metazoa; Arthropoda; Arachnida; Scorpiones; Buthidae
Product: heat shock factor protein-like
Exons: 11
Coding region: 989-2365 (458 amino acids)
Biological process (GO): regulation of DNA-templated transcription
Molecular function (GO): DNA-binding transcription factor activity; sequence-specific DNA binding
Source: RefSeq, a predicted model, not a curated record